ACGUAAAUUAGCCAUAAAAAUUAAACGCAUUCGAGUACGCGGUUCUGUAUGCUCAAAGUGCCAGUCAUUCAACAUUUUGAUAAUAGUUGAAACGUUUUGUCGUCAUUCAUGUUGUAUUAGAUCGUAUUAAAAAAAUACAAUGGGAGCUGUACGCGUAAUCAAUGAUGAUGGCCAAUUUUAUGGAGAAAUGGCUAGUGCGGGUACAAAAUUGGUGGUAGUUGAUUUCACAGCAACAUGGUGUGGUCCAUGCCAGCGAAUUGCACCAAUAUUUGAACAACUAUCACUUAAAUAUCCAAAUGCAGUAUUCCUUAAAGUUGAUGUAGACAAGUGUGCAGAAACUGCUGCUAUGCAAGGAGUUAGUGCAAUGCCCACAUUUAUAUUUUACCGUAACCAAACAAAAUUGGGAUUAUGUCAAGGAGCUGAUCCAACUGGAUUGGAAUCAAAAAUUCUACAAUUUUAUGGCUCUGGAGAUUUAGAGGAUUCUGAGAGUCCAGUAUCUGGACAUGUACGAAAUAGUGAUAAUGUUUAUUACCAUAUUUUUGGAAUGAUAUUUCUUGCUGCAAUGGAUCUAGCUACUUUCAUUACAAAAGCACAAUCUGAAUGUUUAAAUGAAUCUGAUGAUCACAAUUUCUUACAAUGCUUGAGUGCUGAUGAUGGAUAUUUGGAAAGUGAAUGUGAUGAACAAUUAAUAUUAUCUAUUGCAUUUUCACAAGCAGUUAAAGUACAUUCUUUAAAGAUUAAAGCUCCCAAAGAUAAGGGACCAAAAAAUAUUAAAUUGUUUAUUAAUCAACCUAGAACAAUUGAUUUUGAUAUGGCAGAUUCUAAUACAAGCAUCCAAGAUUUAACAUUAUCAGCAAAGGAUAUUGAAGAAGGUAAUCCAAUUGCCUUGCGUUAUGUGAAAUUCCAAAAUGUACAGAAUAUACAAAUUUUUGUAAAAGAUAAUCAAACUGGUAAUGAAGUAACAAGGAUUGAUUACUUAGCUAUAUUUGGUUCACCAAUUUCAACAAUAAAUAUGGGAGAGUUCAAAAGAGUAAAUGGUAAGAAAGAAGAAAGUCAUUAACAACAAAUAAAGAAUUGUAAAAGAG
Apis laboriosa (Himalayan honeybee) is the source of this 1085-nucleotide messenger RNA. RefSeq names its product thioredoxin-like protein 1 (gene Txl). The record is from RefSeq and is a predicted model, not a curated record. Bases 140 to 1060 code for a protein of 306 amino acids. The transcript has 4 exons. NCBI's taxonomy places the organism in Eukaryota, Metazoa, Arthropoda, Insecta, Hymenoptera, Apidae.